Messenger RNA from Arctia plantaginis, 1347 nucleotides. Lineage: Eukaryota; Metazoa; Arthropoda; Insecta; Lepidoptera; Erebidae. The record is from the annotation of a GenBank genome assembly.
AUGACGGAAGAAGUAAUGAAACAUUCAGUGCACACUUUAGUAUUUAGAUCUUUGAAGAGAUCUCAUGAUAUGUUCCUUGCCAACCACGGCAUGUUGCCGCCUAUAGAUGAAAAAGCAGAAAAAAUUCUUAAAGGAGUUAAAGCACAUGAUAGUUAUGGGCAAGUGAUGGAUGCAGUGCAAAAGGCACAGACAGUUAAACAGCAGGACACAAGAAGCCAACCAGAAAUGCCACAGGACACAGAGAUUGCAGAAUCAGCAGCCCUAGGUUCUGAAGGUGCCCUCCUACCUUUUACCGGCCCAACACCCACAGCAGUCUCUGCAGCAGUUGUACCAAUGCCGCGCAAACCACCUGCAAUGCCUAAACCCAAGUGGCACGCCCCUUGGAAGUUGUUCAGAGUUAUAUCUGGGCAUUUGGGAUGGGUCAGAUGUGUGGCUGUUGAACCAGGAAAUGAAUGGUUUGCUACUGGUGCUGCUGACAGAGUGAUAAAAAUCUGGGACUUGUCUAGCGGGAAACUUAAAGUAUCCCUCACAGGCCACGUCAGUACGGUGAGAGGAUUGGAAGUAUCACCAAGGCAUCCAUAUCUGUUCAGUUGUGGAGAAGACAGACAGGUCAAAUGUUGGGAUUUAGAAUACAACAAGGUGAUCCGGCACUACCACGGCCACCUGUCGGCGGUGUACACGCUGGCGCUGCACCCCACCAUCGACGUGCUGGUGACGGCGGGGCGCGACGCCACGGCGCGCGUGUGGGACGUGCGCACCAAGGCCAACGUGCACACGCUCAGCGGACACACCGACACCAUCGCCUCGCUCGCCUGCCAGGCCGCCGAGCCGCAGAUUAUAACGGGGUCCCACGACUCGACCAUCCGUCUCUGGGACUUAGCAGCAGGCAAGUCGAUGUGCACCCUCACGAACCACAAGAAAUCGGUGCGGUCCAUAGUCACACACCCCACGCUAUACACUUUCGCGUCGGCUUCCCCCGACAACAUUAAACAGUGGAAAUGUCCAGAAGGAAAGUUCAUACAGAAUUUAUCUGGACACAAUGCGAUUGUGAACUGCAUGGCGGUUAACCCUGAAGGUGUGUUGGUGAGCGGGGGUGACAACGGCACCAUGUACUUCUGGGACUGGCGGACCGGGUAUAACUUCCAGAGGUUACAAGCCGCAGUUCAGCCAGGUUCCAUGGACUCUGAAGCUGGUAUCUUCUCGAUGACGUUCGACCAGUCAGGGUCCCGGCUCAUCACUACAGAAGCCGACAAAACCAUCAAGAUAUACCGCGAGGAUGAAACCGCUUCUGAAGAAACACACCCGAUCAACUGGCGGCCAGAGAUAUUGAAGAGGAGAAAGUUUUAG